AUGGUGACAACUCCUGUCGCCACACCCAGCACCGGAAAAAUGAAGCAGGUGGGUGGACACAACAAGAUGAACAAUAAAAAUCCUCGUCCUCCAAAGAUGAAAGGGAAGGGCAAGGGUAAAGGAAAGCGUCCGGCCAAGAAGACUCCUCCCACCAAGCAACAAUUAUCACCCUCAACGACGUCAUCAACGCGACCCUCUGGCUCCAACCUGGAGCCAACUAAGCGACAAAAGAAGGAACGUGUUUUCCAGCUCAAUAAACGACUGGCUGCAAUGGCUAAACGCAAAGAGCGACUAACCGAGAUAGAGGAAGUCUUCAGCUGUUUUCAGACGGAAGAUUUGACACCAAGCGACCACACUGUUUCCUGUAUGGUCAAUGCUUAUGUCAGGGUUGGUUUAGUCCAGAAAGCCAAGGAGUUUUACUUCUCGCACCUCAAGGCACCAGCGGCCUCCUGUUCUUCUGAGACGAAGAGGAACGAGCCAGCUUUAACGGCAUUGCUUAA
Messenger RNA from Amoebophrya sp. A25, 500 nucleotides. NCBI's taxonomy places the organism in Eukaryota, Dinophyceae, Syndiniales, Amoebophryaceae. The record is from the annotation of a GenBank genome assembly.